AUGUUUACAACGGAAAAUAACAACUUAGAGGCUUGGUUAGGUGUGAUUGUAUCAUCUAUUGCUUGCAUAAUAGGAGCUUCUAUUGUAUUUAUCGAUAUAUUAUUUCAUAGAUCAUUAUUAGAUAGUCGUGCUUUUAUGGCAUCUUCCAUGUCUUUAGCAUCUGGUGUCUUGCUAUUUUCUUCAUUGUCAAUCAUGUUUCCUCAAGCACAGAAACGACUUCAAAAUGACGCCUUACUUUAUGCAUGUUACUUUGCUGGAGCUACCUUUACCUUACUACUCACCAAACUGAUUCAUUAUCUAAUGCCGGAUGCCAUCCAUGCUUGCGGAGAUGCUUCUGAUUCAUGCCAGGACAAUGAUAACCACUCUCACGAUGAGAGACGUAAACUCAGUAAACACCGCUGUGAUGCAGAAUACGGCACCAUGAGAUCAAGCGAAUCUCACUUUAUAUUGCAUUACGAAGAUUAUCAAGGUAAUAACGAUGCUCAAAACGAAGAUAGUGCCCAUGAACAUAGUCACCAUCACCAUCAUCAUCAUCAUGAUCCUAUCGAGAACGUUGUUGGUAAUGAUCCCAAACAUUACCUUAGCAUGGGUAUUCAAACAGCUAUUGCCAUCUGUGUGCACAAAUUUCCAGAGGGACUCAUCAUGUUUGUUUCAACCAAGGCCUCUUCUGCACUCGGUUUAAGUGUCUCUAUCGCUCUGUCUAUUCACAACUUGACUGAAGGAUUUAUGAUUGCCCUGCCCUUGUAUUAUGCGACACGAUCCAGAAUGAUUGCAUUUAGCGCUGCUUCCUUGAUGGGUGGAUUAUCACAGCCACUGGGUGCACUCGUUGGAUUAUUGCUUGUGAAAAAUAUUAGUAAAUCAAAGGAAGACGUGCUCUUUGGUGCUAUCUUUGCUUGUAUAAGCGGUAUGAUGUCUUUGAUCACGAUUCAGAGCAUGCUGCCUCAAGCUAUCAGAGCGGAUAUGGAGCAACGCUAUAUUCUCUUGUUCUUCUUUUUAGGAAUAUUCAUUGUAGGCCUUUCAUCUGUCUUGGGAACACUUUAA
This is a messenger RNA of Rhizopus microsporus ATCC 52813, 1041 nucleotides long. RefSeq names its product Zinc/iron permease. Gene Ontology annotation, biological process: zinc ion transmembrane transport. Gene Ontology annotation, molecular function: zinc ion transmembrane transporter activity. The coding region runs from base 1 to 1041 and encodes 346 amino acids. The transcript is spliced from 4 exons. NCBI's taxonomy places the organism in Eukaryota, Fungi, Mucoromycota, Mucoromycetes, Mucorales, Rhizopodaceae. The record is from RefSeq and is a predicted model, not a curated record. Gene Ontology annotation, cellular component: membrane.